UCCACAGAGCCCCCAGGCAUCUGUGCUGUUCCCUUGGAGAGCAUUUCUAGAAGAUGGAGGACCAUUUCCAGUUAUUAGUAGCAGCCCAGAUACCCUGGAAUAUAAUAUGCAGCUGUGCCUCUGUAGGUUGGGUGACCAUGACCUCAAGGUGGCUCAUGGAGAGCUGGUGGACAUGCAACUGCUAAUGGAAGAUGUACUUCUGAGUAGUUAUCAUAUGAUCGCGGAGGGCCCCCCAGGACGGCAGGGCACACUAGACAGAAAUACGCAGGCAAAUUUGCCCAGAGCGUCAGGAUUCGGAAGUCAGUUCCAGAGCAGCCCAAAGGCCCCCGGGCAUCUGGGAGGCCCGUGUGAGGCAGUGGUGUCCCUUGCUUUGCUGAGAUCGUUUCUGGUGCUGUGGAAGCAGCUGGAGGUGCUGAAGGAGCAGUGGGGCCGGCUCAGGCUGCGAGGCCAGGACAUCACUUCUGUCUCUCUGCACAAACAGUUCUCGGAGCUCUACGAAACUGACAUUCUGUACCCCAGCAUGAAAGCUAUAGCUCGGAGGAUGGGGCAAGAAGAUGCAUUUGAAGAACUUAUAAUAAGUAGUCAGUCUAUUCUUCCCCCCGAAGGAGCCUCGGAAAUUGCAAUAAAGACUCAGCAGCUUCAGACACUGCUGGAAAAUCUUGAAAUUCAUAUGAUCCAGGAGGUAUUAAGACAAGUUAACAGAGAGAUAGCCCUGGUUGUGUCAGAAAAGUCCAAGGAGCAGCCUACUCUCCCCACAGACCUUUGGAAAUGCCAAGUCAUGAAAGAAAACUUUUCAGUUAUCAGACCACAAAUAGUUGAAAAAUUUAUGCAGAGAUUAAUGGAGAAUUACCAGGAUGGUGGACUAGAGAUCACGUUCAGGAAAGACCACCUGGAGGCCUGCCUCCUUUCCCUGGGGUGUGAUGUGAUGGCGCGGGAACGCAGCAACUUCGAGAGCUACUCCAUGUGUUACGAGCAUGUGCUGGAGCACACGAGGCUGAAGCUCUGUCAGACGGAGCAGGAAUUAGAUGUUUUACGAAGAGGUCAGAGUCCACCUGAGGAUAAUGCUGGCCAGGUUGCGGAGCUCAGUCAUGAUAUGAUCAUGGAAAUCACUGCUCUGAGAGCCCGCCUCACGGAUUUGGAAGAGGAGAAUCUGAAUCUCGAAAAGCAAGUCAGAAAAGAAGUGCAAGAAGAAUAUGCAGAUUUAGUCAAAACCUUGUUUAUGGGUUGUUUACACAUGAAAGAGAAGUUGCAUGAGAAUCAGCUUAAUUUGAUCCAGAAAGUGUGUGAGCUCAUCAGCGAAGUGAGAACAGAAUGGAUGGAUCACAUGAAGGACCUAAAGAAAAAAUGGGGCUCUGCCAGACCUGAUGAAGGAAUGAAAGAAAGCACAGCCAAAGAGCAGCUGCGGGACUUGGAGCAGGAGAACUGCAGCCUGGCCGCCCUGGUGUGCAAAGUGAGGAGCCUGGGCCGCUGGAGGCUGGCUGUGCAGCAGGCUCGCUUCCGGGGCCAGCUGAGCAGGGCCCAGAAGGAGGCUACACAAAGUAAAAAGGAGUGUGUGAGCACCAAGCUAAUGGCAGAACAAGAAGUGGUUUUAUUUCGCCAACAGCUACUGGCCCUGAGGCAGGCCCUGGCCCGGGCUCAGGCCCACAACGUGAGGAUGUGCGAGCAGCGGGAGAGCCAGGCCCGAUUGCUGAAAGAGUUGGAACACAAAACGACCCAGGAAUCUCUCCACCGGCAGCAGCUGGAUUUACUGAAAACCUCCAGCAUAGAGAGGCUCUUGGAAGAUGUGGAGCAAAAAGAACAGCACCUGCAGCUCCUGGCUGAAGAGGCUGAGCGGGCUGCUAGACUGGGCCAGCUCCAGAGGAGGAAAACUGAGAGAGAACUCCGACAGAUGAGAAGGCAGCUUGCCCAGGAGCGCAGCGUGAAGCUGGACGCUUUCCAGCGCGUAGAAGAGCUACAAAGUCAGCUUAAUGACGCUGUGAGGUCGUCUGUCCCGAUGAGCUCACCGGGAGGCCUUAUAUCCCGGGCUCCGUACUCCCUCAGUUCUGCUUCCGCAUCAUCCAGAUACUCCCAGCAACACCUUUUAAAGACUAACCUUAUGGGCAAUAAAAUAACAGGAAGGAUUCAGAGGCCGAAGACUGUACCUACUAAACACAAAAGAAGGAUUGAUGAUAUCUUCCUACCCAAUGUGGCAGAAAAUGUUCAACUUACAGCUUUUCAAGUUCAAACAGCUCCAUCCAGAAUCCCAUUUAGACCCGAUUGGUAAUCAUAAAUCCUUUUCCAACUUUUAUUUCUAUAAGCACUUAAAUAAAAGUGACUCUAAACUCCA
Molecule: messenger RNA, 2326 nt
Organism: Myotis brandtii (Brandt's bat)
Lineage: Eukaryota; Metazoa; Chordata; Mammalia; Chiroptera; Vespertilionidae
Product: coiled-coil domain-containing protein 162
Exons: 17
Coding region: 107-2263 (718 amino acids)
Source: RefSeq, a predicted model, not a curated record